Entamoeba dispar SAW760 is the source of this 1251-nucleotide messenger RNA. RefSeq lists its product as uncharacterized. The record is from RefSeq and is a predicted model, not a curated record. NCBI's taxonomy places the organism in Eukaryota, Evosea, Mastigamoebida, Endamoebidae. The transcript has a single exon. The coding region runs from base 1 to 1251 and encodes 416 amino acids.
AUGCAGUUUGGUGCUAUUGGACUAUCUAUUAAAAUGAAUAUAUUUACUAUGUGUUGUUGUUUUGUGUUUGGUAUUAAUUAUUUAUUACUAUAUGCUGCUUUUACACAUAGUGAUAUUGGUAAGUCAAUAUCAGUUAUUUCAUUUAUUGAUGGAAUAGGAGGUAUAAUUACAUUAGUAAUACUUUUAGUUCUUUCUUACUUAUCUUAUGCAAAAAUUAAUUAUAAAAUUUUUGGUAUUUUUACAUUAGCUACAAAUUUUAUUUUAACUAGUAUAUGUACUAUCUCAUCUUCCAUUAAUGUAUUUAGUCCAAUUAUUAAUAAAACGUUUCUUUAUCUUAUUGUAGAAAUAUUCAAUUCAAGUCUUCCACCAUCAAAUUUUUUUGUCUUUUUUAAUUUGAGUUAUUCAUUAUCAUCACAACACACAACUUUUUAUAUCACUGGAUGCUCAUUUGGAACACUUUUAGCUUGUAUAUUAGGAUAUGCCGAAAUACCCGAAUUUGUUGCUUUUUCUAUUGUAGCUUUAUUUUCAUUAGUUGGACUGAUCCUUGUUAUUAUACUAUUCAUAUUUACACCUCAAAUAUAUGAUUUUCUUAAAUGUCAAGAAAGAAUAACAUAUCAAGAAGAGUAUAUUAGUCUUGAUGAUCCACUACCAAAAUACAAUGUUUUAAGAAUAUUUAAAACUAUAAUAAAAGAGAUGAAAAAUUCAUUAAUAACAAUAUUUUGCUGUUAUUAUAUUGCUAUCUAUCUUGUUCCUCGUUUUAUAAAUCCAGUUCAACGUUACUUUAAUUGUUAUAAGGAUGAUAUGAAUUAUGAUGAAAAUAAUUAUUAUUACCAAUUCAUUCAGUUAGUCGGUUUAUUGUAUUAUGCUGGGGAUGUUAUUGGAAGAUUUGUUGAAAUAUUUACAAAACCACCUAUUAAAAUAGUGUUAAUAGCAAGUAUUAUUAAUGUUUUGAUAGCAACAAUAACUAUCUUACCGAUUUACUUUGGUACAGCAGGGAAUAUUUCACACGCAAUUAUAGCUGAAAAAGUUAUGUUAGGGUAUGCACCUUUAUUAGGACUAGUUAAUGGGUUUAUUGUUGCAUGUGCUAUAGAAUAUUCAAUUUCUCAUGUCGAACCACGUUUAGCUGUAGCUGUGGUUUUACUUUUUUUAUAUCUUGGAAUAUUUGCAGGAGAUAUAAGUCAAUUAUUAACAUCAGGAUUAGAUUUAUAUCUUUCAUCAUCUCAAAAAGAUUGUUCUCCAACUUUUGUCUAA